AUGGGAGAACGAUGGAUGGCCUACAGCGUCCACAGGAAGAUCCUGGAUGAAGGGGCUGUGGGUGAUAUGGCAGGAAAGUCUGAGUCAAAAACACAGACUCUAUCAGAGAAAGUCAAAAAGUCAAUGAGGUGCUCUGCUCCCCGGCUGAAGAAAUUCCUGCUGAGUAGCAUUCCUCUCUUAUCGUGGCUGCCUCGUUACCCCAUCAGAGAAUACGCCAUUGGUGACCUGAUCGCUGGGAUCAGUGUGGGGAUCAUGCAUAUACCAUUUGGUAUGGGCGUUGCCUUGGUGACAUCUGUUCCUCCAAUCUUUGGCCUUUAUUCGUGCUUCUACCCCGUCCUUAUUUACUUUAUCUUUGGCACAUCCAGGCACAUCUCCAUGGGACCAUAUACAGUGGUAGGUGUGAUGAUAGGAGGAGUUGCAGAUCGACUAAUCCUAAACUCAGACUUUAUGAUAUGGGACAAUGUGACCAACUCCAGCAUAGUUGACACCAUGUCUCGAGAUGCAGCGAGGGUCCAAGUGGCUGCAGCUGUCACCUUCCUAUCUGGAGUAUUUCAGAUUUUUCUCGGUCUGGCCCAGUUUGGUUUCCUGGUGACGUACCUGUCUGAGCCUCUGGUCCGAGGUUACACUACUGGAACUGCUUUUCACAUCAUUGUUUCCCAGCUCAAAUACAUCUUUGGCAUCAACCUCGUGGGACACAGUGGACCAUUGUCAUUGAUAUAUAAUUUAUUGGAGGUGUGGUAUCUCAUUCUAGAAACCAACAUUGGUACUUUGGUGGUUAGUGUUGUCACCUUAGUCUGCCUUGUCGUCGCUAAGGAGCUCAAUGCAUGCUUGAGUCAAAAACUACCUGUUCCUAUACCUAUGGAGCUGCUCGCUUUGAUUAUAGGCACAGUCGUUUCCUGGCAAGUAAACUUGGAGGAGAAUUAUGGAGUAGACGUGGUGGGACUCAUUCCCUCAGGUCUCCAGCCCCCGGUUUUCCCAGACAUCUCUCUGUUUGGUCAGGUGAUAGGGGACGCCUUUGCUGUGUCUGUGGUUGGCUACGGCAUAGUCAUCUCACUAGGACGAAUAUUCGCCCUGAAAUAUGGAUACAAGGUGGACAGCAACCAGGAACUAAUCGCCCUGGGUCUGAGUAACUCUUUCGGAGGAAUUUUCCAGUGUUUGUCCAUCAGCACCUCCAUUUCUCGAAGUGAGAUUCAGGAACGUGCAGGAGGGAAAACUCAGGUUGCUGGAGCACUAUCAGCAAUCAUUUCCUUUGUUAUCAUGCUUUGGAUUGGGGCUCUCUUUAAAGAUCUGCCUAAGGCAGUGCUGGCUGCCAUCACCUAUGUCACCCUCCUUGGCAUGUUGAAGCAGUUCCUGGGCAUCCCUGUACUGUGGAGAAAAAACAAAAUAGAUGCAGUCAUCUGGGUGGCCACCUUCAUCUUCACCUUGUUGUUGAACUCUGACAUGGGACUAGCUGCAAGCAUCGGCUUCUCCAUGCUCACUGUCAUCUUCAGGACACAGCUCCCUAAGUAUUCCCUACUGGGGCAGAUCCCAGGCACUGACAUUUACAGGCCACUGGAGGAGUACUCUCAGGUGAGGCAGGUGCAAGGGAUUUUAAUCUUCCGUUCCUCUGCUACACUCUACUUUGCUAAUGCUGAGAUGUAUCAAGAUGCCCUGGGAAAGAAGUCGGACAUUGAUAUUGCCAAGAUCCUGUCAGCAAAGAAGAAACUUAAGGCCAAAAGGGAGAGGAUUGAGAAGGAAAAUGCCAAGAAAGCCAAGAAGAACGGGGUAAACAUGGGGUCAGAGCACAAGGACAUUGCUGUCAUUAAAAUGGAUGUUAAGCAUGAGCCGUCAUAUCCACAAGCCAUCGUUCUUGACCUCAGCCCCGUCAACUUCCUGGAUACUAUGGGAAUCAAGGCGCUACAAAAUAUCCAAAGAGACUAUGGAGAAAUUGGUAUCGAGGUGGUUCUUGCUGGCUGCCAAACUGGUGUGGUGGAUAACCUGCAGACCGGAGGUUUCUUCAAUGACAAAAUGACAAAGUCCUGUCUGUUCUCCACCAUCCAUGAUGCCGUUUUGUUCUGUCAGUCGGACAGAAUGGAAGAUGAGUCAAAGUACCCCACUCCUCUUCAGCUCUCCAGCGCCCCCACCAGGCCAAUCACCCGAAACCCCACGCCGUGCACCCCUUUUCGUGGGAGACAGAAUGAAGAAGAUGAAGAAGAUUCAUGUUCAAGCUUUAGCUCCGAGGUUACAUCUCCUCCUCUGCCGGUCCUCCAGGGCAAUGCAGGUGCAGGAGGUCGGGGGGUGCGGGCGAGGCGGAGGGUGUUGCCCCAGCGCCGGGUGCCUCGUCCUCCUCGCCUCCCACCGCUGCGUCCAGUCACCAAUCUCAGCUUCUCUCGGAGCUUCACCUUCUCUUUCUUCGAGCUGCCGCUGCACCAGUCGCCUCGCUGCCGGGCCGAACGCGUCAGAAACCUCAUGCUGCUUUUGAGACAGAUUCACUACUGA
Limanda limanda (common dab) is the source of this 2478-nucleotide messenger RNA. Its product is annotated as solute carrier family 26 member 6-like. Bases 1 to 2478 code for a protein of 825 amino acids. NCBI's taxonomy places the organism in Eukaryota, Metazoa, Chordata, Actinopteri, Pleuronectiformes, Pleuronectidae. Gene Ontology annotation, biological process: transmembrane transport. The record is from RefSeq and is a predicted model, not a curated record. Gene Ontology annotation, molecular function: oxalate transmembrane transporter activity; sulfate transmembrane transporter activity; bicarbonate transmembrane transporter activity. Gene Ontology annotation, cellular component: membrane. The transcript is spliced from 21 exons.